Molecule: messenger RNA, 1200 nt
Organism: Fusarium vanettenii 77-13-4
Lineage: Eukaryota; Fungi; Ascomycota; Sordariomycetes; Hypocreales; Nectriaceae
Exons: 1
Coding region: 1-1200 (399 amino acids)
Source: RefSeq, a predicted model, not a curated record
AUGGCCAACAAACCAAGCAACAGCACCGAACCAGCUGAGACUGCAAUCUCUCACACCCUUGAGCUUGCUAAGCGUGACACACAAAAGGACAAGUGCUGGAUAAGCGAAGCCAUUGAAGACAAGAUGAGCUGCGAAGAGCACAGGGAAUACUUCUCCACCAUUGUCUACACUCGAGGUGAGCUUGAGAAGCCCACCUCUGGUCCGUACGGGAGACCGGAUGAAUAUCUUCGUGGAAAGCUCCAAGUUGUCCCUCCAGAGAAGAGUUGCAUCUUUGACUUGCCCAUCGCCGAUAGGGAGGGCAUCCCUGGGUGUUGUGUUCCUCAGUGCUCCUCUGAAAAGGAGACCUGCUUCAGGGAGGAACUCAUCAGCCACCACUUCGCGAACCGCAUCCACGUCUAUGAUCGAUUCAGGGGCGAGGAGUAUAUGGAAAGCCUGUUGGAUCAGGCAAAGGCGAUUGUUGGCGGCAUCGAGAAGCGUGUGUCGGAGGCACCAAAGGGCGAUGACAUUAAGUCCUUUGAUGCAGCCCUCGACGCGCUCACGAUUGUUGACUUUACCGACGUCGUUGUCGAGACCCCCCUUCUAAGCACCAGGUUGCUCGACAAGAUUCCCUUUCCUCCUUUUUUGUAUGGCGGAAAAGACGGCCCCAACGCUCAGGCGUGGACAAGACGCCUUAAGCCAGAGGACCCCCUCCUUGAGUGCGAGCACAUACGCCAUCUCAUGAUUCGCAAGGGUGACAGGCUAUUGCCUUCGACGGUGGCCCACAGCGUGCGCGGUACCUUUUCCCGGAUCCCUCUUCUACAGUUGGAGGAUAUCGAUCAUGCUGCUUUGGAAAGGUACUGUUGCGAUCGAGAUUCCUUGUUUGACCUCGAAUGGCGGCUUCUCAGCAACCUCGAGACCCUCUGUCUAGACAUUCGUGGCAUCAUGGAAGACAGGCGCCAAUCACUCGAGGAUUUGUUCGUCAAGAUGGGCAAGCGCCUUCGUCUCAAGACUCUUGUUCUCAUCGGUGUCCCCCAACUGAUCGACUUCAACUUGGUCGGUAGCAAGGAGUACGUUGCGCAACAAGAGGAUGACAAGUUUCUGGUAUUCCCAGGGGAUGAAUACAAUGAUCCCACCGAACUCACCAACUACAUCCACUUCCUCAAGGAAUGCCUUCGCCCAGGCGGCGAGCUGCGCCUAGUUGUGCCCAACCCCCCGGCUUGA